AUGUAUUGGAACAAGUAUGGAUGUAACACCAAGUAUUGGAUGGAUGCCUUUUCAACUCACUUGAAAAGCGUUCAACAAUGUUAUGUAAUUCCACAAAAAGGAAUGACAUGGGACAAUAGAAGAAAUAAUUUAACAGUUGUGACUUAUAAUGUACUUGCUCAAAGUUACAUCUCAGACAAACUUUAUUAUUAUUGUAAUAAGCAGGAUUUGAAUGAAAAGGUUCGUGCUCAACGAAUACUCAAACAACUACAGGAAAUUGAAGGUGAUAUUUUAAUGUUCCAAGAAAUUGAAGAAAAUGUAUUAAGAGUGGUCAAGAAUGCAGUCACAAAUGCAUUUACAAUUUUUGAAAAGAAGCAAGACCGAGAAGAAGGAGUGGCUCUUGUGAUUGAUCAGCUUUAUUGGGGUGUUCCUUUAUCUGGAUUUUAUGCACUGAAUCUUGGUCAUCCUCAGAAAUUACUCUAUGACUUAUUUGUUCACAAAAAGACGAAUCGCAAAAUACUUGUUGCCACCACUCAUCUCAUUGGAAAUCCAAACCUUUUCGACGUUCAAGUGAAUCAAGCGAAUGCAGCAGUUCAUUUACUCGAAUAUAUUCGAGAGCAAGAAGAUGCAAAAAGUUCUUGUAACAAGUGUGCUGCAAUCAUUGUUGGAGGAGAUUUCAAUGCUGAUGUCAAUUCUAAAAGUUAUUCCAUCUUUGAGGAAAAUGGUUACAAGAGCUCCAUAAAGGAAAUUCAUGGAGAAGAGCUUGACAUUACUUUUAACACUAAUACUAUUCAUAGAUGUAUUGAUUAUUUGUUCAUGAAAUCAUUCAAUAUCACUAAUAAUCAAGAACCACCACAUGUUGAUUUCAAUAAGAACAUUCAUCAACCUCAAGUUGUCAUUACUGAAAAAGAGUUUCUUCCCAAUCAAAUUCACGGUUCGGACCACAUUCCGGUCUAUGCUUGUUAUUCCAUCAAAUAA
Messenger RNA from Naegleria fowleri, 957 nucleotides. RefSeq lists its product as uncharacterized. The transcript has a single exon. The coding region runs from base 1 to 957 and encodes 318 amino acids. The record is from RefSeq and is a predicted model, not a curated record. Gene Ontology annotation, molecular function: 3'-5'-RNA exonuclease activity. Lineage: Eukaryota; Heterolobosea; Eutetramitea; Acrasida; Naegleriidae.